AUUGUGUAUUUCAAACCAACUUUGAGGCUCAAACUAAAACUUUCUUGCAUAAUUUUUAUAGUACUUUCCCAUGAAGUCAAUUGCUUUUUCAUCAGGAUGGCUUUCAUUAUCUCUUAUAAUUCUCUUAACCUCUGUUUCUGCAAUACCACAUAAUAUUCCAAGACUCAGUGUAUUUGACCGUACAUCCCUCAGAGACCUUUCUGACACCAUUCCGGCGUUUGUUUGGGAUGACUUGGAAACCUAUUUUUACAACCAAACACUUGAUCACUUCAACUACAACCCUCAAAGCUAUGCCAUAUUCAAGCAACGAUAUGUGAUAAAUUCUAAGUAUUGGGGUGGUGCAAAUAAAAGUGCUCCAAUCUUUGUUUAUCUUGGUGCAGAGGCACCAAUAGAUGGUGAUAUACAAUUCACUGGGUUUCUCCCGGAAAACGCCCCAAAUUUUAAAGCUCUCAUAGUUUACAUAGAGCACCGGUUUUAUGGACAAUCAGUUCCAUUUGGACCAGUGAAAAAAAAUCAAGGUUAUUUUAGCUCAGCUCAGGCUAUAGCAGAUUAUGCAGAGGUGAUCUUAUAUUUGAAAGAAAAAUUAUCUGCACACUACUCUCCAGUUAUUGUCAUUGGAGGAUCUUAUGGAGGAAUGCUAGCUUCAUGGUUUCGGCUGAAGUAUCCUCACAUUGCUCUUGGAGCUCUGGCCUCAUCAGCUCCCAUCCUCUACUUUGAUGACAUCAUUCCCCAAAAUGGAUACUAUUCAAUUGUCUCCAAAGAUUUCAAAGAGGCUAGUGAGAGUUGCUACGAGACAAUAAAACAAUCGUGGUCUGUAAUUGAUGAAGUUGCUUCCCAGCCCAAUGGCCUCUCAACCCUCAGUCAAAGAUUCAACACAUGCUACCCGUUGAGCGAUUCGUUUGAGCUGAAGGACUAUUUAGACGGAUUGUAUUCGCGUGCAGCUCAAUAUGAUAGACCACCAAGAUAUCCAGUAACGGUGGUAUGUGGUGGCAUUGACGGAGCACCUAACGGAACUGAUAUUCUUAGUCGGAUAUUUGCCGGCGUUGUUGCUGCCACAGUUAACAGGUCAUGUUAUGUGAAUGGCCACCACAAUUAUUCUCGUGACCCUUAUGGGGAUUGGGAUUGGCAAACAUGUAGUGAGAUGGUGAUGCCCAUUGGCCGAGGUAGCAACGAUACAAUGUUUUUUGCAUGGCCUUUCAAUCUAACCAGCUUCACUGAGGAUUGCGUAAGAUCUUUUGGGGUCCCACCUAGGCCUCAUUGGGUCACAACCUACUAUGGAGGCCAUGAUAUAAAAGCAGUUCUCCAGAGGUUUGCAAGCAACAUAAUUUUCUCCAAUGGCCUAAGAGAUCCUUACAGCUGUGCAGGGGUGUUGCAAGACAUAUCAGAAAGUGUUGUUGCAGUUUAUACUGUUAACGGAUCCCAUUGCUUGGAUAUUCUUCCAACAAACAAAAGUGAUCCUCAAUGGUUGACAGAUCAACGAAACACAGAGGUUAAGAUCAUCCAAGGCUGGAUCGACCAAUAUUAUGCUGAUCUUCUAUCAUCUUCCAAACAUUAGAGAUCAACAACUACAGGGGACCAAAAUUAUCAAUAAUCGAAUGAUAACUUUGAGACUUGCCAAAGACAUUGUCUUCAAAAAAAGUCGAAUUCGACCAAAUUUUGGUCAUUUUUUCAUUUCUAGAUGAAAUUUAGAGUACAUGUAAUAACCCAACCCUCUCAUAUACUUAAAUCCCUCAUUAGGGGUGUGAUUAUAUGUGUGUUUAUGUGUUGAAUACAAAAAUCCAUGUGCUAGUGUGUGAAUUGUAUGUCUAUUAACUUCUAUCUGUCCAUUAUAAGAAAAUCUAUUGAAAUUGUGUC
Messenger RNA from Camellia sinensis, 1854 nucleotides. RefSeq lists its product as uncharacterized. Gene Ontology annotation, molecular function: dipeptidyl-peptidase activity; serine-type exopeptidase activity. The record is from RefSeq and is a predicted model, not a curated record. Gene Ontology annotation, biological process: proteolysis. NCBI's taxonomy places the organism in Eukaryota, Viridiplantae, Streptophyta, Magnoliopsida, Ericales, Theaceae.